CAAUGUUGACAUUUGUUUAUAUUUGUACACUUUCCUAAAAGUAUGGCUUCUCUUCUGAGGAAGGACCAAAUGAAAAAUAAUUUGGAGAGGGCAUGCAUUCAUCGAGAUGAUGUCCAGGAUCUCGUGUUAUUGGAUGAAAGUGAUGCUUUUCCUGAAACAAACCUCACUCUGGAAAUAGAAGACAAAGAGGAAGAUGCAAAAAGCUUGGCCAGCCCUGCAGGAUCAGUGUCAUUUGAAGGUGAUUUCCCUGGGACAGGCAUGGUUAGUUUUGAUGUGAUAUCAGCGGAUAAAAUCAAAGAUGGGCGCUCAAGCUUUGUGAAGUACACAAUAUUGGUGAGCAGUCAUAACAAGAUUCAGAAGGUUCCUGGUACUGUGGAGAAAAGAUACUCUGAUUUUGAAAAAUUGAAUGUGUGUCUUCGUAAACGUUUUCCAGACCUGAUGGAGGAAGUAUCAUUUCCAGGAAAAUUGUUGAUGGGUAACUUUAAAAAUGAAACAAUAGCUCGUCGAAGUCGUGCCUUUGAACAGUAUCUUACUCACCUUUUCUCUAUACAUAAGGUCAGAUUCUCGCCUGAAUUUGUCUCAUUUUUCUAUGAGGAAGAUCUGAGAGAGGGUUAUGCUGCCAUGGAGAGGGGAUGUUACUCUGAUGCUAUUUCCAUUUUGGAAAAGUGCCUGCCAGUUCAAGAGAAGUUACAAGGCGACUGGCAUCCUGACGUGGUUGGGACACUUUGUAGUCUUGUGAUUUGCUAUCAUGCCAUUGACAAGAUCAGCAUGGCACUUAAGUAUGCAGACUCUGCUCUUUUAUGCCUUCAAGGCAAUAGGAGUGAUAAACAUUAUCUCCCUUUGCUGCACCUCGAUAUUUAUUUCCACUGGAUGCAGGGAAAGGACAAAGCUCAUCUGGAAGCUAGUCUAGCCCAGCUCCGUAAGGAUGGCAUUAAUACCGAAAAAGACAUCAAUCUGAAGGCCGUGGUACUGGACAGGUUUAAAAGUUGACAUUCCGUUUGUAAGAUAUACCGUAAAAUCAGAAUGUUUUGUGAGGCUCAGUUUUGGCGGUUUUCAUUAAAUGACUAUUUCAUGGACAUUUGAAUUCAGUGAUAGAUAGAGCUCAAUAAAUCUGCAUCUACUAGUAUUAACAGUUCAUAGAUCCUUGUAAUGUGGAUGAUGAUGAAGCUGUGUGAUUAACUGUCUUAAUACAUGUUAAGGAUAUACAGGCAAUAUUGUGGCUUACUGAUGAAAAUUGUUACUUUAAACACAUUCUGAAUGUUUGUUAGAUUAUUUUCAAUUGUCAGUAUCUGUCAUCAGAGGAAAACCAGUGUUCUUGAUUACGUCUCUGGUUGGUUGGCAGGUAUAUGGUCCCAUGUCAGGAUCUAGAUCUCUUUCAAGAGCUGAAUAGUAUACUCCCUGGCAGGGAUCAUGGAAAUAUAUAACUUAGCAAAGCAAUGGUCAUUUCAUGAACCUGACAAAAGAUUGGAAUAGGUGCCAGUUAUUUCAUGAAUUAGUUUUUCCUGCUGGUUUGAGUCACUAGAAUGGUGCUUUUGCUGUGAUUUUUAGCAGUAUGUUAAGUUUUGUGUUCAAUAAUAGGAGAGUUUUACCUAUUUUUCACUCCAGAUCUGGAAAAUUUAUUGAACAUUUGCUUGAUAAUAGUUUGCAUAUAUGAUACAUGUAUAUAUAUAUAUAUAUAUAUAUAUCAUUGUGUUCGAUCUGUUUCUUAGUCGUGGCUGGAAUUGUGAGAAUUCUUGUCGUUUCGUUUCUACAGCUGUAAAAUGACACAAAUGAUAAUAUAUAUCUGGAUUAAACUAGUUACAUUGUUUACAUUGGUAAUAAGUAUGGACUCUCAUUGAAUCAAUAAACAAUUACAAUGUGUAUAAAUAUAGUCAUCUGAUUUGCAUAAUAGGGACAAGAAGCAAUAAUGUUGCCCAAUACCUCAGAAUUUUGUGCUUUAAACUAAUCAAUGUUUUAAUUAUCUGUUAAUCAUAUAUUGAGAUUAUAGUCAGUUUAUUGUCUGGAUGCAACACAUGGUAUACUUGGACCAUUUUUAUUUCCAUUCUUAAUAGAGAGGUUUCUGAUUACAAAAAGUCGUUUUACAUAGAAGUGUGUUUAGUAGGACACAAUUCUGUUGUACUAAAUGGAUGUAAUAGACAUUGAUAGGGAUUGUAGAUCUGUAAAAAAAGUCAUCGAGAAGUGGAACAAGAUGCGGGACUGGAUUAAUUGGUGUGAAAGUAAAUAAACUAUUUGUCCUACCCUUACUGGACAUAGAGCUUGGUCGGUGUGAUAGUAAAUAAACUAUUUGUCUUACCCUUACUGGACAUAGAGCUAGAUUUGUUUGAUAGUAAAUAAACUAUUUGUCUUAGCCUUACUGGACAUAGAACUUGAUUUGUUUGAUAGUAAAUAAACUAUUUGUCUUACCCUUACUGGACAUAGAGCUUGAUUUGUGUGAUAGUAAAUAAACUAUUUGUCUUACCCUUACUGGACAUAGAGCUUGGUCGGUGUGAUAGUAAAUAAACUAUUUGUCUUACCCUUACUGGACAAAGAGCUAGAUUUGUUUGAUAGUAAAUAAACUAUUUGUCUUACCCUUACUGGACAUAGAGCUUGAUUUGUGUGAUAGUAAUUUAAAUAUUUGUCCUGACCUUCCUGGACAUAGAGCUAGAUUGGUGUGAAAGUAAAUAAACUAUUUGUCCUACCCUUACUGGACAUAGAGCUAGGUUUGUGUGAUAGUAAUUUAAAUAUUUGUCCUGACCUUCCUGGACAUAGAGCUAGAUUGGUGUGAAAGUAAAUAAAUUAUUUGUCCUACCCUUCCUGGACAUAGAGCUUGAUUGGUGUAAAAGUAAAUAAAUUAUUUGUCCUACCCUUCCUGGACAUAGAGCUUGAUUGGUGUAAAAGUAAAUAAACUAUUUGUCCUACCCUUACUGGACAUAGAGCUUGAUUGGUGUGAAAGUAAAUAAACUAUUUGUCCUACCCUUACUGGACAUAGAGCUAGGUUUGUGUGAUAGUAAUUUAAAUAUUUGUCCUGACCUUCCUGGACAUAGAGCUAGAUUUGUGUGAAAGUAUAUAAACUAUUUGUCCUACCCUUACUGGACAUAGAGCUAGGUUUGUGUGAUAGUAAUUUAAAUAUUUGUCCUGACCUUCCUGGACAUAGAGCUAGAUUUGUGUGAAAGUAAAUAAACUAUUUGU
This is a messenger RNA of Ylistrum balloti, 3168 nucleotides long. Its product is annotated as sorting nexin-20-like. The transcript has 3 exons. Gene Ontology annotation, biological process: protein transport. The record is from RefSeq and is a predicted model, not a curated record. Gene Ontology annotation, molecular function: protein binding; phosphatidylinositol phosphate binding. Bases 43 to 990 code for a protein of 315 amino acids. Gene Ontology annotation, cellular component: early endosome membrane. NCBI's taxonomy places the organism in Eukaryota, Metazoa, Mollusca, Bivalvia, Pectinida, Pectinidae.